This is a messenger RNA of Homarus americanus (American lobster), 1734 nucleotides long. RefSeq names its product mitotic spindle assembly checkpoint protein MAD2B-like (gene PolZ2). Gene Ontology annotation, cellular component: zeta DNA polymerase complex. The record is from RefSeq and is a predicted model, not a curated record. The transcript is spliced from 6 exons. NCBI's taxonomy places the organism in Eukaryota, Metazoa, Arthropoda, Malacostraca, Decapoda, Nephropidae. The coding region runs from base 476 to 1099 and encodes 207 amino acids.
GGCCUCGGGACCCAAGACUAUGGAGAGUGUUAACAACCAAGAGAAUAAAGUCUAAUUCACUAGUUAACGACCGUAUUAACCACUUAACAACCUGGAGAAAACUUAAAACAAACCACCACCAAUACUGAUAAUCAACCAUAGACCAAAAACAGUUAGAUAAAUCCAUAAAAAAAAAAGUUUAAUAAAAUCCGGAUUUGUUGUUUGUCUAUUAAUAACAACAAGAGGUUUUAUUAUCUUUUGGUGUUCACUAACUACUAUUACCAUGGAAGGGCGUAGUUAUAUGGGAGAAAUGUGUUAAAUGAGAUAAAUAAAGGAGUAAUAUUGGACCUCCAUCACCCCCGUCUUAGUUGAACCAUUUGAGAUGGAUGGCUGAACAAUGUAGCCAAGCUGAGCCACCCUGACCCAGCCGCCGGUGCUCGUCAUCGGGAAGGAUGGCCCUCUGUGUUGAAUUAGAUUAACCACAAGCUAAACAGUCAUGGAUUUUUCUGUGUCGUCUGAUAUUGUGGUGGAGUUGCUGGAGGUGGCUAUUAACUUGAUCCUGUACACCAGAGAGAUUUACCCACAGUCUGUGUUCCAAAGAAGAAAAAAAUACAGCAUUCCUGUUCAGAUGUGUAUCCAUCCCGGUCUGCGGUCAUACAUCAGUGAGUGUGUCGGCUCAAUACGACCAGUGCUGGAGAAGGGCGAAGUAGAAAAAGUUAUAGUUGCCGUGUUGUCAACUGAGGGAGUUCCUGUUGAGAAGUUUGUUUUUGAAAUUGUACAGCAGCCAACUAAACCUCAUGACAUCAAGCAAGACCCACAGUUGUUACGGAUGGAAGAGGCCUUGCGAGCUUUUUGUCUCAAGUUGAGCAUUAGUGACUCACUCUUGCAACCACUUCCCCCGGGUUGUUCUUUUGCUGUUCAUAUCCAAGUUCCUGAACAUGUUCCAACAUCCUUGAGUACAGAGCCUCAGCACCAGGAGUUUCCUUGGGUAGAAGCUGAGAAGGAACAGACAGAGGUGCAUGACCCACACAUUGUUCCUCUCAAGACCCUCAGGACAGAAGUGUGCAAGAUGCAGCUGUAUGUUGAGGAGAGCAGUAACAAGCAGGGCUCAAAUGAUUAACUCUUACAAACCACUAUUGUAUUAUAGCAAAGAAAAAAUUUGUAUUGAAUGUUUCUGGAAAGACGAAACAGAUAAUGUAUAGCCUAAAUUUUUCUAUUGUUUUACAGUUCUUUUUAUAAUGAAAUUUUGACUGUAAAUGACAAUUGUAGGUAUUAGAUACAUUUAUACAACCAAUGGUGCUCUAAUAUACUGUAAUACAAGUCUUCCUAGUUCUGACGUCACUUACUUACAUUGUUUAUUAUGUGAUGAGGAAACGUCUAUUUAUUUAUUUAUCCCAUUGCCCAGUUUUGUGUUAUGAACCUUCCAAAGAAUAUAUGAAGUCUUCUGUUCACAUUCAUUUCACUGGCCACCACUUCUUGCAAGAAAAUUUAUGAUUCUUGUCAGUACAAGUAAGGAAAAUAUAUCAAAAAGCUUAUUAGAAUUGUGGUGUAAGAACUAUUACCUCUAGUAUUGACAAAAUGAGAUAAUAUUUUUGGGGUAAAGUUUAUUUAUUUUCGACUUUUAGCUUGCUUGGUUAAAUGUCAGAACAAGCAAGUAUUUAUUUCAUGACUUCCACAUGUGCCUGAUUUUUGUAAAAUUCCUAGAUAUAUUCUGUGUGGUAUAUUGAAUGUAAUAUACAGUAUAGUUAUACAGUA